Messenger RNA from Labrus mixtus (cuckoo wrasse), 2751 nucleotides. RefSeq names its product BRISC and BRCA1 A complex member 2 (gene babam2). The transcript has 12 exons. The record is from RefSeq and is a predicted model, not a curated record. Bases 148 to 1308 code for a protein of 386 amino acids. Gene Ontology annotation, cellular component: BRCA1-A complex; BRISC complex. Gene Ontology annotation, biological process: double-strand break repair. Lineage: Eukaryota; Metazoa; Chordata; Actinopteri; Labriformes; Labridae.
CAGGCAUUAUUAGAGACGACUAAAAGCGGGGCUUUCAAAGGACCCAAACAAUAUGUACCGGAUAUUCUGAGAGCAUGAAGUAAACAUUGGAGUAAACGCUUAUAAUUUCUGUUUUCAGUCUCUUACAGACUCCUCAGAGUUGAUAAAAUGAACAACAUUUCCCCUGAGGUUGCUCUGCACCGGAUCUCACCUGAGUUGCGGCCGUUGCUGUGCAGCGUUGUGCGGAACGGCCGAGUUGGACUCGACUCCACAAACUGUCUCCGUGUGACCGACCUCAAAACUGGAUGCACAACUUUGACCCCGGGUCCCUCCUGUGAUCGCUUCAAACUUCACAUCCCGUACGCCGGAGAAACCCUGAAAUGGGAUAUCAUAUUCAAUGCACAGUAUCCAGAAUUGCCACCGGAUUUCAUUUUUGGAGAAGAUGCCGAGUUUCUCCCUGAACCUUCAGAACUACCACACCUGGUCCAGUGGGAUGCAGGGAACCCAGAAUGUUUGCUCCAGCUGGUGAAGGAGCUAAUCCAGCAGUACCACGACUACCAGUGCCAGCGUCUGCGAGAAAGCUCCAGGCUGCUCUUUGAGUACGGAAGCCUGCUGGAGGAUCCCAACUAUGGCCGCAACAUGGAGAUUUAUGCCGGACGCAAGAACAGCUGGACAGGAGAGUUUUCAGCACGUUUCCUUCUCAAACUGCCCGUGGACUUCAGCAACAUCCCGGUCUAUCUCCUCAAGGACACAGCGCUGGACCCUGGAGAGGAUGUCGCUCUUCUCUCAGUGAGCUUUGAGGAUGCUGAGGCUACCCAGGUCUUCCCUAAACUCUACCUGUCCCCCAGCAUUGAACAUGCCCUGGGAGGCUCCUCUGCACUUCAUAUCCCAGCAUUCCCCAGUGGAGGAUGCCUAAUAGACUACGUCCCUCAAGUGUGCCAGUUACUCACAAACAAGGUGCAGUAUGUCAUCCAAGGCUACCACAAGAGGAGAGAGUACAUCGCCGCCUUCCUCAGCCACUUUGGAACGGGUGUGGUGGAGUAUGAUGCUGAAGGAUUCACAAAACUCACUCUACUACUUAUGUGGAAGGACUUCUGCUUCCUCGUACACGUGGAUCUCCCGCUGUACUUCCCCAGGGACCAGCCCACCCUCACCUUCCAGUCUGUGUACCACUUCACCAACAGUGGCCAGCUCUACUCUCAGGUGCAGAAGUCGUACCCCUACAGCCCCCGCUGGGACGGCAAUGAGAUGGCAAAGAGGGCAAAGGCGUACUUCAAGACUUUUAUCCCUCAGUUCCAAGAGGGAGCCUUUGCCAACGGGAAACUCUAGUGCUCUCCAGCUUUAUGACAUGCCUGGAGAGUUGCCUGUGGGAGUGUGUAUGUGAGUGUGUGUUUGUGCAUGCCCCUGUGUACCUGUAAGUGAGUAUGCACAGACUAAUGUUUGUGAAAUGUUCCAACAGUACAGUGAGAGUGACCGUGGGUUUGUUGGCGCACAGACUUUGUGAAUUCCAUGUUUUGACCUUGAAAUGGCUCUUAGUAUAAGUUCUCCUUUUGUUUUUCAUUUAGGUUUAAAUAGACACCACUUUAGUGUAGAGGUUGAGAAGAAGUCUGGAGGGCACUGUCAUAUGGUUCUGAAAUGAGAGGCUGACAAAGACUUAGUGUUGUAAAUACAAGGGAGUGAUGUGACUUUAACAUCCUCCACCUCUUUAGUGAAAAUAACAGACACAUGAGCAUCGUGCACAUGCCGCACAAAUUUGUGGGAGCAGCCUAAAAUGUGUAUCUUCUUUGCUUGUUCGCCAGCCAUAGACUGUAUUGGUCGAGUGAAACAAGCAGCCUCCUGGUUGGAAAGUUGAAGCUAAUGCAGUAGCACCUUAAACCUGCAUUCUUUCAAAUGGCCAGCAGGGGGUCCAAUAGUCGCCAAAAAAAAGAUGUAAACAAGUUAAAUAAAAAAUAACCCUUCUUCCUUGAUUUAAAAACCUAAAGCAGUGUGCAUGUUAUGGCCUGGUUACUUCAGCCACCCCUAAGAAAGCCUUGUUCAGCUUUCAGUUUUCAGUCUUUGGUAAGUACAUUUGGUUUAAAGGCAGUUUCUUCACUUGUCAUAAUUAAUAUCACAGUUACCAUUAAUCAGAGAUGAGCUUGUCCUGGAUUUAGCUUACAACUAUGUUUGCUCCUUACAGUGCCACCUUCUCGUCCAAAAAAUUAACUUCUAUCCAAGAUCCAAAACACCAAGAUAGUCAUGGCCGAAAUGUUUAACUAGAGGCUUCUAAAAGGUCGUCCAUAAACUGAUUGCUGAUAUCACAGUGGCUACAUCCACUUCUUGUAUGCAGGCUGUUCUGCCUAAAAGGCCUUUAUCUCUAAAAGGAUCUCCACAACACCCUGUACAGUCAGUCUGUCUGACGUUACAAAAACUAUUAUUGUUAAAAAGUGUUGUGCCAAUGGCUUAAAGCAUUCAAACCCCAGAGGUCCGCCAUCACAAUUCUCCAUCCAGAGCGGCUGUUGCGUUGGUAUGUAAACAAUAUGAAAAUAACUAACUACAUGUAAAUCACAAAGAGCUGUGGGGACAAUUCAAAACUCCUUUGUUCACUGUUGUCUCUAUCACUAACAACAUGUUAGAGUUUGGCUGCACUUUGUCAGAAUAUCUACAUGACUUUUCCUUUUAACUGUCUGUCUGUUUCAUUGAAGCAUUCAAAGCCCUGUGAAGUGACAAUACUGUACGUUACUGAAGGAUAAGUUCUGUCUGAGUUUCUAUCCAGUAAAGAAGUCUGUUUCCCUC